Molecule: messenger RNA, 1018 nt
Organism: Theobroma cacao (cacao)
Lineage: Eukaryota; Viridiplantae; Streptophyta; Magnoliopsida; Malvales; Malvaceae
Gene: HBP1
Product: SOUL heme-binding family protein
Source: RefSeq, a predicted model, not a curated record
UCAUAAAUGUGUGGACGACAGACAAUGAUUCUUCCCGAAUAAGAAACCAUUGCCCCCAAACUCAUCAACUCACUUCCACUUCCAACAGAAACUUCACCAAUGGCUGCUUUCAACACAUUCAAGCUAUCACUUGUCUUGAGUCUGCUCUCGAACAUUGGUCUGUUGCCAGAAACCAGCAAGAACACUGUUGGGAUAUUCCCACCAACAUGCAACCGCAUAGAGUGCCCGAGUUUUGAUUUGAUUCAAGUUGGCAAUGGCUAUGAGAUCCGUAGAUACAAUUCCACCGUCUGGAUGUCGACUUCUCCGAUUCAGGAUAUUUCUCUUGUUGAUGCCACCAGGACAGGCUUUCUUCAGCUAUUUAACUACAUUCAAGGAAAGAACAAAUAUGAGCAACAGGUAGAAAUGACAGCUCCAGUGUUAACUGAAGUUCUACCAAGUGAUGGACCCUUCUGCGAGUCAUCAUUCACCGUCAGCUUUUAUGUCCCAAAGGUGAACCAGGCAAACCCGCCACCAGCCGAAGGCCUCCAUGUCCAAAGAUGGAAAUCCACGUAUGUAGCAGUAAGGCAAUUCAGUGGAUUUGUAACAGACUAUAAUGUUGCAGAGGAGGCUGCUGCCUUGCAAGCCAGUCUUGAAGGCACUGCCUGGUCUGCUGCCAUUGAGAAGACUCUGAAAGCUAAUGCCACUUCAGUCUACACAGUCGCACAGUACAACUCUCCUUUCGAAUUUAAUGACAGGGUGAAUGAGAUUUGGAUGUUGUUUGACAUGGAAGAUGAAUUCCUGCUGGUUUAAGUUGAAAGUUGGAGGAAAAUAACUUGGCUAAUCUUAGAACUACAAGUUACAGUGCUCCUGAGAAUGGUAUGUUUAGAGGAACUGAGUAUAUAUUCUAAGUCUCUGAACUUUGUCUGAGAUGAGAAACAGAGGGUCAAGUAUCUUGUAUGUAACAUGUAGCAUUGAAUAAGAAAUGGUUUUAACUGCGAAAGCUUUGAUCAAUAAAAUCUGGCUCUCAUCUUAUACUGAA